AUGCAGCCCGUCGUGGUGCAACUAAUAUUGGCACUCAAGGCUCCACAGUAUCCGGUAGCUAUGUCAUGCGCACACGCAGUGGUAUCACUAUCAACCCUCCAACCAAGCAAAAUCAUAAACGAAAAAAGUCCUAUCCUUCAGCUCUCUCCUGUUACGGAUGGCCUUAACCGCCCCAACCCUCGUCCUCUACCCCGACGCUCAUCGAUCAUGACCUUCGAUGACUAUGCUCAGAUCCUUGCUCGCCCUUGUAAACGAAACGUAAAACCUUCAGUGGACUCAGUCUCUUCUGACAUUCAGUUACGAAACGACUGUGCCCCAGACACCUCUGACGCCGAUGAUGACCUUCUGGCUGCGGAAUCUCACAUGGAUGAAGAUGAUGACAUGGUCAUCAUUGAUGACAAUGAUGUCCAUGACGAUGACGGUAACGAAGACCAUGAUGUCCAUGACGAUGAUGGUAAUGAAGACCAUGAACACGGCCAGGCCAAUGAAAAUGAGGAAAACGAGGACGAGGAUGAGGACUUCGUAUGUGCAAAGACUUCACCAGAUGACGUAGAAGGCGAUAGCGACAACAGCGCCAAAGUUACCAAUGAAGAACCUGAGGACAAUGAGAAUAACGAGGACCUCAGGUGUGCAAAGACUUCGCCAGGAGACUUCAGCCCCGAAACGUCAAGAAAACCAACUACAAUUUUGAUGAUGGGUCUCAAACCUCUCCGUCGGAUAGCAGCUACUUCUUCCCAGGCAAAACGUGAAGGUCCCGCAACAUCUGAUCAAGUUGACACCUAUGAGUCAGAUGGCGAUGAAGACCCCGACCAUGACCACGACAGUCCGUCUUCACCGCCUACUAAGCGCCGGAAGACGUCUUCAGCAGUCAAAACUACCUCGGCCAACACUUCUCAGAACACUACUCGCUCAACAACCGUUCGCACCAAGCGUGCUCAUACAUCUAUUUUACAUUCAAGUGACAACCCUACUCCAGCUGGUAUAGUUUUUGGCCCUACGCCAGACAACGACCCCAGUGAGGAUGAGCAAGAACUCACAGGCCAUUUAAAAGAAGGCCGGCUAUGUCAGGAGGGCAUCAAUGAGGCCCAGGAACUUGGUCAGACAACAGUAGAAGAAGCUCGGGUCAUUGGCACCAAGUACGGCAAGUCUGCGCGUAGUAUUCUCAUCGAGGCCGGCCUGUCCAUCAAGCAUUCGCGUUCAGAGUCCGAUUGGAACGCCCACCAACACUGGUUCAUGGAUAAUAACCCGCGCAAGGACAAAGAAUCUAUCGUUGACUGGAAAGAACGUCAACGCAAACAUUACCAUGCGAUGGGCAAGGAGGACGGACAGUGGGACACAAUUCGCAAUUAUAACAUUACUGGCGGCAAUACCAACCAAUCACGCGCCAAGACCAUCUUGUCAAUGAGAGAGGAUAUCGCAAGAAGGUUGUCUGCUUAUUCUCGCCUUGAAGGAGUGGAGGCUGUCGGGUGUAUAUUUGAUACAACACAAGACGAGGCUGCUCGACAGGCAUCUGGCUUUGUCACGGGCUCCAACCUCACAGUCAAUUUGAUCAACGAGCAUCAACUGGACGCUCGCGCAAUCUUAGAUUUGGUCAGCGAAGGCUACAAUAUAUCUGUGCCGCAGUUUAUGGGGGGAGUAGGGGCUUAUGAAAUUCUACUUUCAAAGCUGAACGAGCCUCCCCACGACUGUUACAGGAGGAUAUGGCCAAUUAUGGUACUCGAGAAUACUUCGAAGUUUGGGUAUCGACCUAAAGCAGUCCAGUGGCGGAAGCUUCUUGACUAUGCUUUCCAGUACAAGUUCAUGAUCAAGAACUGGCCUGAUGACGUUCCACCUAUUGGUCCCGAAUUCAAUCCUCACUACCUGAGUUCACAGCAUCUCAAGCUGCUCGUCGUCCCUUUCAUCAAGCGCAAAGCGCAUUCAUACUAUGAGGCAGAACUCUGGACCGAAGCUGAGAACUUGUUGGAGUUAGAGAAAAAGAAGUCUAAGGGCAAGCACCAAGCUCAGGACUGCACCGUGGAAGAUAUCAUGAGCGAAUUAGAUGUUACUGUACCCGAGAUCAAGUUCGCAGCUUGGCCAGAUGAUUGUCUCAAGCAGCUCAAGGACGAGGUGCCGGAGAUGUUGGACAUCCCCUUGGUGACUAGUACCUUGGACGUCGUGCUGCGCAAGCUGGUCGACUCCGCGAGAUUCAAGCUGUCAAUCCCUGAAGAUAUGUUAGCGGUUAAUGAAGCACGUUCGGAUGCCCCCGUUCCCUCUACUCAAGAAAUGCUGCCAAGUGUUACGUCGACCGUCGGUCGGCGUGUGCGAACUAGGAUGGGUCUUCUCAGCGAUGACUCGAGUGAGUCUACUGAAGCUGAGCGUGGUCUGGCCUUGACGGAACGUCAAGGAUUCCUCCGGCGAUCUCGGUAA
This is a messenger RNA of Suillus discolor, 2406 nucleotides long. RefSeq lists its product as uncharacterized. The transcript is spliced from 9 exons. Bases 1 to 2406 code for a protein of 801 amino acids. The record is from RefSeq and is a predicted model, not a curated record. Lineage: Eukaryota; Fungi; Basidiomycota; Agaricomycetes; Boletales; Suillaceae.